AUGGGACAUCAACUGAGUAAUCUAUUCUCAGGGCUCGGGAGGUUCUUCGAGUAUCCCGUGAAAAGAAAACCCAUCUGCUUUUAUCGCCAAGAGGACUUUACUGCGACAGGGGAACCCCAAAAGAAAAUGGUCGAUUCACAGAAGACGGUCACCAUGACGGAUUACGACAAACUGGUGGACUUGUUCUACAAGAGGCUAGCAGAACAACGACAGUACAAUCAAGAGAUGAAGGAGCACGACCGCCGGUGGAGCAUUCAGAAGGUGGUGCAGCGAUUCCCGGGCUGGAAUGAAGUCACAAUUGCCAACUUGCACAGCCUCUUCCUGCUUUUCGACAACCAAUCCAACGGGAUGCUGGGUUUCGAGGACUUUUGUGCAGUUCUGGAGAGUUUGGGUGACGAGAGUCCAAUGGAGAUGCGCAAAGACAAGUUCAGCGCUGCCGACACCGACGGCGACGGGUGGAUCACCUAUGACGAGUUCUUAUCGUUGGUGUACAACUUCACUCCGCGUGAAAAUGACCGAGUAGCAGGACUGGCGAUGCUCUGCAACGAGGUGGCGGACAACAUACAAUUCGUCAGCAAUUUGACUGUCGGUGAACAAUUAGAAUACGGAUUGUUCUGA
Ostrinia furnacalis (Asian corn borer) is the source of this 618-nucleotide messenger RNA. RefSeq lists its product as uncharacterized. Gene Ontology annotation, molecular function: calcium ion binding. The record is from RefSeq and is a predicted model, not a curated record. The transcript has 5 exons. NCBI's taxonomy places the organism in Eukaryota, Metazoa, Arthropoda, Insecta, Lepidoptera, Crambidae. The coding region runs from base 1 to 618 and encodes 205 amino acids.